Papilio polytes (common Mormon) is the source of this 2534-nucleotide messenger RNA. RefSeq names its product dynactin subunit 1-like. The record is from RefSeq and is a predicted model, not a curated record. NCBI's taxonomy places the organism in Eukaryota, Metazoa, Arthropoda, Insecta, Lepidoptera, Papilionidae. The transcript is spliced from 19 exons. The coding region runs from base 195 to 2534 and encodes 779 amino acids.
UUUAAGUUUUUCUUGGCAAGAGAUUUCAUCUUACUUUCGCAAAAAUUUAAUAAUCUUUGCAAAAUAAAAGUCAGAAAACAUUUAUUAAGCUCGUAAUAAAAUGUUUACUUUCCAGUAUAUUUAGGCAAUUACAUGCUAAAUAAAUAAUUGAUAUUUCUUACCAAUAAGUAUAAAGGCUCUAUACAAAGUUAAUCAUGACGGAUAAAGUCUUGUCUCUCGGUCAGCGAGUAAUUCUGGUUGCUAAGGAUGUAAAAGGUACCGUGGCGUACGUCGGGUACCCAACUUUCGCUUCGGGAAGAUGGGUUGGAGUGAUAUUGGAUGAACCUAAGGGAAAGAAUAAUGGUACAUUACGUGGUCAUGCUUAUUUUCGUUGUGAAGAAAACUAUGGUGUGUUUGUUCGCCCAACACAAAUCCAGCUUUUGGACGGAGAUGAUAAUCCAAUAGACAUGACAACUUCAACAGAGGAACCAUCUAUUAUAAAAUCUUCAAGUAAUCGAAGACUUAGCAGUAUAACAGUCGCGCAGAGAUCUAGGCCCACCACUGUGCGGAGGAAGGCGUCCCCGGCCCAGACAAAGGCCGGCACGCUAUCAAUGUCGAGUUCCAGGACAUCUUUAGCGAGCAGUCGACAGUCUCUAACCUCGUAUACAUCGCCGACAACUGAAAGAGCAACGUCGCCGGAAUUGACUAAAAGAGCUUCAUUUGUUGAGACUAAUUUCGUUGAGACUCUAACCCCUCAAUACACGCCGGGUCAGAGUCUCACCUCCCCCCAACCCGUGUCUAACGCGGUAGAAGACAAGCUGGCGAACAUGCAAGCACAACAGGAGAUAACAAAUCUGAAAUCCGAAGUGGAAGAUCUGAAAGAGAAAUUGGAGACGUUAAGAGUGAGACGCGCAGAAGAUAGGGAGAAGUUGAAAGAGUUGGAAAGAGUACGUCUGCAGUUGGAUCAGGCGAACGAGUUUAAGACGAAGAUAAUGGAGUCUAAAGCACAAUUACAAAGAGAUCUACAAAGAGCUAAACAGGAGGUCCGUGAAGCUCAAGAGGCUUUAGAAGUACACAAUGAAGAAACAGCAGAGUUACAAGAGGCAGCAGAGAUGGCAGCACUGGAUAAGGAGAUGGCAGAAGAGAGAGCAGAAGCUCUGCAGAUGGAGUUGGAGCAGUGCAGGGAUAAGUUGGAAGAAGCGACCCUGGAUCUCCAGCUGAUGAGAGCGGAGAUGGAGGCUGGAGGGAAUAUACAGCACCCGUACGCAGUGGGCGAGGGGGCGACAGGGUACGAGAUGCGCGCACUCCAGCAGCAGAAUGUACGGCUGCGGGACACCCUGGUCCGCCUCAGGGACCUCUCGGCACACGACAAGCAUGCUAUGCAGAAGAUGCACAAGGAUUUGGAGCAAUACAAGUCGGAGAUAGCUGAACUAAGCCGUACUAAGGAGAAGUUGUCAUCGAGAGUCGAGGAGUUGGAGGCGCAGGUGGCUGAUCUCCGGGAGCAGGUGGAUGCGGCACUCGGGGCUGAGGAGAUGGUGGAACAGUUGGCCGAGAAGAAAAUGGCUUUAGAAGACCAGGUGGAGCAGCUGAAGCAGGAUGUAUCCGAGCUGGAGGCGCUGCAAGAGGUCCACGAGCAGCUGGUGGAGUCCAACCGCGAGCUGGAGAUGGACCUCCGCGAGGAGUUGGAGAUGGCGCACGCCGCUACUAGAGAGGCUGUGCGUGAGAGAGAAGCUGCUAUGGAGACGAUAAUGGACAGAGAUGCAACCAUCGUUAAGUUCAGAGAACUUGUACACAAAAUGACUGAACAACACAACGAGAUGAGAGCACAACUAGAUAACAAACAAGAAUCACCAGCUCGCUCGGAGCAGGAGUCCAGCCCGGAGGUGCGGGCUUCGCCCCCGGGCGCUCCGGAGCUGGGGUCGCUGGUGCAGGCGUCGCGCGCCUCCACGCGCUCCGUGGACCUGCAGCUGCGCGCGCUCGAGCUGGCGCAGGCGAGGGCGCGCGCCGACAUGCUGGCUGCCUGUCUGCCUGACCACUUUAUGGCUAAUGCUGGUGACCACGAUGCGAUACUACUUAUUCUGUUACUGCAACGUUUGAAUACCAAAGCUGAUAUAAUAUUGGGACAAAUAAGAGAGAAGUUCCCAGCGGUGAAUGUAUGGGACAGGGAAGUGAUAACAAAGACCCAUACAGCGGUGCAGUACAGCUUCAGAUGUCAGCUGGAGUACCAGCUCCAUAUGAUACAGUGUCUAGUCAGCAUGUGGUCCGGUGCCCUGGAGUGCUGUACUCCGGAGCUGCUGCUGCGGGCUGCGGGCGCGCUGCCGGACGCGGCUGCGCAGGAACGAGCAUUAGACGCUCUGACGUCACUGCUCAGGACCAACGAGCUGGACGAGAACUGCUCACUUGAUGAUAAGCAGCACGAGCUGGGUCAGCUGCACGAGCUGAUACAGAACAGCAGUUCCACGCUGCAGCAGCAGCUGAAGAGUGUGCGCAGGAGACUGCCUCCUGGCGCCAGGCUGGAUAAUGUGCCGUUGGACCUGCAGGUCUAUUGGCAGUAG